AUGGCGGCCGUCAAGCGUUUCUUCAGCUCCCCCCGCUUCGCGGUGGCGGGCGCCAGCAAUGACGCUCACAAGUUCGGAUACAAAAUCCUCGCCUGGUAUCAUCAACACUCACUGCCGGUGACACCACUCAAUCCCCGAGCAGCGCAGAUCACCCUGCCCUCGCGUGCUUACGAUACGGUCCCCUCCCCGGCCGCUUUGCCAUCGCCCAAGCAGACUUCCCUGUCAGUUGUGACUCCACCAGCUGUGACCCUUCAGGUACUGCAAGAAGCACACUCGGUGGGAAUUCCUGCAGUCUGGUUGCAGCCGGGUACCUUUGACGACGCCGUGUUGGAUUUUGCUCACAGUCACUUCGAGGCAGUGAUCGCAGGUGACGGGGGACAGGGCGGCGAGGGAUGGUGUGUCCUGGUAGAUGGCGACGAAGGACUAGAAUCUGCUGGAGUUCAAUGGACUAGUCAGAGACUAUUUCUGCUUUCUGUUUUUAUUUUUUUCUCUCUAAUCUCCAUUCCAUCCAAUAUGCACGCCAUAUUCAAAGCCCCGGCGAAGCUCGACCUCUCAAAUGCAUCGCAACUAUUCCAGAUCCCGGCCGAAUCGCUUUACUCUCUUUCAGUCCCUCGCAAGCGACCACGUCGGAAUACCGAAAAGCUAUCGUCUCAGUUCGACGAUUUCACUCCGAUGAUCUCGGGCCUUCGGUCAAUGAGCGGCAACGACUUCACUUCCGCUGAGCUGGACUACCGUCCCAACCGAUACCGCGAAUCGUUCCUCCCACCGUCCUUCGACUCCGACGACGACUCAACCCAAGCAGACAGCGGAAGUCGCAAACGCACCCGUCGCGACUCAUGCAUCGUAUCUCCCAGCGCGGACGGUCCAAGCCUCUCCACCCCGACAGGAUGGGGUCGGUCUGUGAUUAAAGCUGUCGGCAAAGUGCUUGAUCUAUGCUGGACGGGAGCAUUCCGCGGAUUUUAUGCGGGCGGGGGCCAGGGCUAUGACAUGCCCACUGCCUCAGUGCCUCAGGAACCAAGCUGGCAGUCAUCACCCAGCCCAUCUGAAAAAGAGCCCUACUCCAACACCUACUUCUCGACUCCCGUGCCUGGACAAUACCCCGAUGAUGACGUCGAUCGGACCUGGGUUGUAGUUGCUCCCGAGCCAUCAGAUCCAUUCGUUGGUACCGAUCUGCCGAGCCCAUCACUGCGGUCCCGUCGAUCCUACCAGGCUUCCAGUCCCCGUCGUCGAUCCGCCGUCAUGCCCCGGCACGCCAAGAAGCUGUCUUUCUCUGGAGCUCGCUCGCCGACAAAGAGUCAGGAGUUGCCUUCUCCCCGGUCAAAGGAUUCUCCCAUGUCUGCAGACAUGCAGAAACAGGCCGCCAAGAUGCGCCGCAAGGAGCGGGAGGAAGAUGCCAGUAUCCAACGCUUGAACAAACAACUGCAAGCGAUGAUUCGGGAAGGAAAAGAAGCAUUGGGAACCACUGUGGAAGUGGACGAUUAUGACAUGUACGACUCCGACUAA
This is a messenger RNA of Penicillium salamii, 1503 nucleotides long. Lineage: Eukaryota; Fungi; Ascomycota; Eurotiomycetes; Eurotiales; Aspergillaceae. The record is from the annotation of a GenBank genome assembly.